AUGCAGCUUCCUCUUCCUCCUCUCUCCCGAUCUGGGGCACCCUAGAGGAGAUGGCUGCUGCUGAAACAGCCAGUCUCCCCCAGAGCCCUGUGGGUGUCUGCCCCUCUCCCACUGCCAUGGCUGACACUCCAGGGAGCCAAUCUGAAGACCAUGGCCCCAACAGGCAAGAUGAAGUGCCAAGCACCUCACAUGACCACGAAGAUGCCAGCUCCUCACUCCAAGAUGCACUACGGGUGAAGAAUGAGCUGGUACAAUUCCUGCUCAGUAGGUAUCUUGCCAGGGAGCCGAUCACAAAAGCAGAAUUGCUGAAUAGUGUCCUCAGAGAUUACCAGGACCACUACGUGGUGAUCCUCGGUCAAGCCUCAGAGUACCUGCAGCUGGUCUUUGGUUUGGAGGUGAAGGAGGUGGACCCCAGUGAGUACACCUAUAUCCUGGUCCCCACCCUGGGCCUCACCCUCAAUGAGAUGCUGAGGGAUGAGCAGAGGUUGCCCAAGGCCGGCCUCCUGGUGAUAGUCCUGUGCCUGAUUGCUGUGGAGGUCAACUCCGCUCCUGAGGAGGCAAUCUGGGGCGCACUCAGCAGGAUAGAGGUGUAUCCCGGGAGUGAGCACUACAUCUAUGGGGAGCCCAGGGAGCUGCUGACCCAAGUGUGGGUGCAGGAAGGUUACCUAGAGUACCGGCAGGUGCCUGACAGCAACCCUGCUCGCUCUGAGUUCCUGUGGGGUCCCCGGGCCUAUGCAGAGACCAGCAAGUCUGAAGUCCUGGAGUAUCUGGACAGAGUCAGUUGAAAAGGUCCCAGUUCCUUCCACCCCCUCUGCAGAGGCUGCGACGGAGGAGAAAGGGGAACUCUGAGCCAGAGAAGCAUCCAGGCUCCUUCCAGGCCCACGUCCAACAGCUUGUCCUGGGAGCAGGAAGGGAGGCUGAUCUUUCCCUCUGUGACUGAAGAGGGAGCAGUCAGCCUUCUUAGCAGUGAGGACUUGGGCCCAUUGGGGGAACCUGGUAUGUGGCAUCUUUGUGUUCCUUUUCUCUACAAUGACAUGGGGACUCACCUCUAUUUUCUUUAGGAAUUUUUCAAGUAUUACUGCUUUUUAAUAGAAGGCUUAAGGAGUUUCAGUGUUUAACUGUCAGUGACAUUAAUCACACUAUGUUUGUACUUACCAUUUCAAGAAUAAGAGUUUUGCUAUUUUGUAAAAGGAAGUUAGGAACUCUUCCAUUUUAUUUCAUGGUUUUGAACAAGAUAAUAUGGAAUUAGAAUGAUUUUGGAAAUGUGAACUUACUUAGUAGUUACACAGUUGGUGGGAGAAUUCUAAAAAAAUAAAAUUAAAUUAAAAAAAAAAGAAUAAAGACAUUGGACUUCUAAAAAAAAAAGUGAUUGUAGUGAAGUCUUGCUUCUUAUACUUUUUGUCUAUCAUUUUGUACAGCUAAGCUAUCUCUGUUUAUUUGGAUUUUCCCGGCUUAUUUAAGGUAUGAGAAAAUUGAUCUGAAUUCAUGUUGAUCUCACGUGUAUUUGUACUUAUCCAAUUCAAGACUGAGGUUUGAUAUUUGUAAAAUCAAUUAGGAAGCCUUCAGUCAUGGUUUGUGAUCCCAAAUUAGAUAACAUAGCAUUGGAACAGGAAUGUACUUGGAAAUGUGAAAGUAAUUAGCAGUAUAAUUAAUGGGGUCAAGAAAUAGAGAAAUAAAAGUAAAUGGUUGUUAAUUAUUGAAUUCUUAUCCUCUUUUUCUGUCAUUCUGUAAAAUUAAAAUAUAUAUGUACAACCUGGAUUUGUUUGGCUUAUUUAAUAAAGUAGAAAAUCUGAAUGAAUAA
Bubalus bubalis (water buffalo) is the source of this 1801-nucleotide messenger RNA. Its product is annotated as melanoma-associated antigen 10-like. Gene Ontology annotation, biological process: negative regulation of transcription by RNA polymerase II. The transcript has a single exon. The coding region runs from base 51 to 785 and encodes 244 amino acids. Gene Ontology annotation, cellular component: nucleus. The record is from RefSeq and is a predicted model, not a curated record. Lineage: Eukaryota; Metazoa; Chordata; Mammalia; Artiodactyla; Bovidae.